AGGCAGGAGGACAUUGGAGGCUGUUGCUUAGGUAGAUAGGUAGGUACCUACCUAAUGGAGGGGUAGCCUUUUAAACGUGCAUGAUCCAACCACUCACAAUUAACCAUACCUCAGCGAUAAAAAAGUUGGUGGUCUAUCCUGCCAAACCCAACGACAAAGAAAGGGACGGGAGUAAAUAUGGCUGGUUGGUACCCUGAAGCAAUCUAUUCUCUACAGCACAAACAAAUAUUUUACAACCUCCGGGACCAGAUAUCUGUACAUCCUCUUAGAUACCUGAGUGAUUUCGUCCUACCUCCUAGGUUGUUAAGCCCCACCUUUCCACCAUACAUUUUGGACCUUAUUUCAACUUCCUCGAGUACCAGGGCGUGCGAUCUUUAGAUAACCUAGAAGAUCGGCCUUCCACCUUGCAACGAGUAUCGCGACACUGAGAUACUGUCAGUCAGAAUGUCUACUCGGCAGCUACGCAAACUCCGAAAACAGCAGGAGCUCCAGACCCUACAGGGGGCGAGUCACGAUGACAAGGUCAGCAGCGAUGACGAUCACGACAAACCAGUGCGUGUCAAGCCAAGCGCCAAUGUCUUCUCCGCAUUUGCCGCCCUCGGAGGAGGAGGAGAAGAUGAAGAAGAUGAACAAGAAGAAGGCAGUCAUGAUCAGACCCAGGGGGAAGCGCAUGCUGAGAAGUUAGAGGAGCCAAGGGUCGAGACACCAACCUCCGGAAAAAAGAGCAAAAGGUCGAAGAAAAAGAAUCGGAAGAAGACCCAAAUCCCAACAGAGACCGAGCCACUGAGUCAAGCCGAGGGCGACAUCGACGAGAUAGAUCGGGCCAUCCAAGAGCUCAGCCUAGAGCGGUCAAGCCAGCCCCAACCAGCCGAUGAACACAAUGCCGCCCUCGUCGAGUCUUCUCAACGGCUCUCUGCGCUUCUGAGGAUCAAUUUCCAACACUUGAAGGUCAUAAACGAGAUGCGUCGGGUAUUCGGAAAAGAGGCAAUAGAGGCAGCGCAAGCUGAAGAGGAGUCUGAGGCGAAUACACGUCGAAGUCAACGGGCUCGACAGGGGCAACAGCAGGUGGACCUCGAAACCUUCUUGAGAGGCAUCCCGGGCAAGGGCAUAUCCGAAGUGCUUCUGCGGAGGAAUCCUUUCAUAGAUGGACGGAGCCACUGGCCGCGCGCCUCGGCCGGGGGGCUGACCAUGACUACGACAGGGAAUCCCAACGGUGACUGCGUAGAGUUUUCCUUCUCGCACGACAGCGCCUACGAUAUCUUAGAAGCCAAGUUCUUCGGCCUCGUCCAGAUGUACGACCCCAUGCAGCUUGUCUACUUCCUCAAUCAGAACCCAUACCAUAUCUCUACCCUCAUCCAAGUCAGCAAGGUCGCCAAGCAAGACCAGAACUCGGCCUUGUCCGCCGAGCUCUGCGAACGGGCUCUUUUCAGCCUGGGCAGGGUAACUUUGUCCCCGUUUCGGAAGAAGCUGGAGCAAGGGAAGGCGAGGAUGGACUUCCAUCGCCCGGAGAACAGGCAGUUCUGGCUGGCAGGGCAUAACUACAUCAAAACCCUGGUUAUGAAAGGAACCUAUCGAACUGCCCUGGAGUGGACGAAGCUUUUCUUGGGUAUUUCUCCGGAUGACCCGUAUGGGAUGAUCAAUUGGAUCCACGUCUUGGCGAUCAGGACUCACGAGGCUCAAUGGUUCAUCGACCUGUGCGAUACCGAGCUUCUGGGCGAGAAGGAGAAUCAGAUCCAGACAGGGGUUUAUAUCAAACAAACACUAGUUCUGGCAAAGCUGCAACGAGGCGACACGUCCGGCGCCGAGGCCGCUCUUAUCCAAGGGAUGGAACAGCUUCCAUGGCUAUACGAGGCUCUCUUUAGCGCAUUGAACCUAGACACGCCGCCGUCUGUAUGGGGAGUCCAGCCCCGGGGAGCCGACGAGACACUGCACACACAGUUAUACAUCCACAUGGCGAAAGAUCUGUGGAAUAACGCGCAGGCGACGGCCUUGCUCUUCAAGGCAGGAGGCGCUGCUCGAAAGGUUGAUGCCAGCGCCCUCCCGCCCGCGCCGCUCGUGACGCUGGAGACCGCCCGGUUCAUCUACCUCGACAAUACGCCGGCAUUGAUGGCCCUAGUGCCGCAUGGCUUACUGCAUGCGACUCCGAAUUUCGACUUCGAUCCACUGCCCCCGCCGAAGGAGGAAAACAUCUUCUCCUCUCGUAGCCAAGAGCUGCCGUGGAUUUCCACCGCCCAAGGCGGUGGCUUCGCUACUAGAUUCGGCCUGAUGGAUAUGGAGCCAAUGCCCGGACAAAUACCGGAUGAUCAACUGCGGGAAUUGGAGCAGGUUGUGAACGACGAGAACGUGCCUGAGGACGCGCGAGGUGUGCUGCGCAGAUUACUCGACUUGUUCGUGCCUUCUGGAGCGGAAGCUGCCAAUAAUGAGAGCGAUUCGGACGACCCAACCCCCAGAUUACCAGGGGCUUGGGACUUUGACGACGUGGACCUGUGGGGCUUAGAGGAGGAUUUUGAGGGAGAGGACGACUUUGGCGACAUGCCAGAGCUGGAAGGGGAGGAGGAUGACUUUGGCGACACGGCGGACGACGAUGGUAUACACCGACAGGCGUCUCCCCAGGGGCGAGGCCAGGAUUGAUGGGGGAUGGUGGCGAUCUACCUUCUCUUCAGCCAAUGGCGUGGAAGUAUAGAUGUCGGCAAGUGCGGCGUGCCUGCAGCUGCAUGGUGACGGACA
Messenger RNA from Phialemonium atrogriseum, 2727 nucleotides. RefSeq names its product transcriptional repressor TCF25-domain-containing protein. The transcript has a single exon. Gene Ontology annotation, biological process: ribosome-associated ubiquitin-dependent protein catabolic process; rescue of stalled cytosolic ribosome. Gene Ontology annotation, cellular component: RQC complex. Bases 445 to 2631 code for a protein of 728 amino acids. NCBI's taxonomy places the organism in Eukaryota, Fungi, Ascomycota, Sordariomycetes, Cephalothecales, Cephalothecaceae. The record is from RefSeq and is a predicted model, not a curated record.